AUGGCCGUGUACUUAUCUAUGAAUAUAAUAGGAUUAUUUGGCCCAGCUGCAGCCACUGCUAUGGAGGACCUGCCUUAUGAUGCUCGCGGUAUUGCAUCAGGCCUUUUCCAACAAGGAUGUGGCACAGGCUAUUUGCUCGCGGCUGUGUUUUAUCGGGCAUUUGUGCCAACCACCAAACAUGGAUGGCGGAGUCUGUUCUGGUUCGGCGCUGCUCCCCCAAUCCUCAUCAUCAUUUUCCGUUGGUGUCUCCCGGAAACCCGUCAUUUCCAGGUCAUGAAGGCGGAGCGAGAAUCACGAAUCCAAGCAGAGGAGGCCGCAUUAGAGGGCAACCCGGAUAUCAAUACUACCCAUACAAUGCGGAACUCUCACGUCAGUGGUCUGCGCGCCUUCUGGAGGGAGUCCCGCCCUGGUCUGCAACAAAACUGGUUCUUAAUGGUCUAUCUCGUUGUAAUAAUGACUGGAUUCAAUUCGUGCUCUCAUGGCAGCCAGGACUUCUACCCAACGUUUCUCAAGGACCAGGUGGGAAAGACCUCAACUCAAACAACGGUCAUCAUCGUGGUUGGAAAUAUAGGUACCAUUAUCGGCGGUACACUUAUAGGGUGGAUUAGCACAUUCCUCGGAAAACGGUUGACGAUGAUUAUCGCCAGCUUUUUCGGUGCUGCACUCAUACCCGCCUACAUUCUACCCAGGUCAGAUGCUUUGAUUGCCUCUUCCUUUUGGCAACAGUUUUUUAUUGGUGGAAUCUGGGGACCUAUUCCCAUUCAUCUUUCGGAACUCUCUCCGCAGUCGUUACGAGGCUUAUUGGUGGGAUUGACCUAUCAGCUGGGUAACCUGGCUUCGUCUGCAUCGGCAACCAUUCAGGCGGUUAUUGGAGAGAAGUUCCCAUUGCCCGCUGGACCACAUGGAAAGAAACGGUUCGAUUAUGGAAGAGUCAUGGCCCUUUUCAUGGGGGCCGUAUUUGCGUUCUUGUUCAUUUUACUGCUCCUAGGGCCGGAAAUGUCUCAGGAAGAGAGAGACGAGGAAGAGCUGGCUUCGAGAGAGUUAGCGAGACAACAGAGUGAGGGGAAAACACUGGAGGAAAUUGGAAGGGAAAGGGCUGGGUUACCACAUGUCAAAGUUCUGGAUAUUGACGACGGCGACAAGGAAGAUGAAGCUAAGGAGUCAAUGGCCCAGCACAUGGAUAACGUAACACCGGAGAAGGCAGUUUAG
Messenger RNA from Arthroderma uncinatum, 1209 nucleotides. Its product is annotated as carboxylic acid transporter. Gene Ontology annotation, molecular function: secondary active monocarboxylate transmembrane transporter activity. The transcript has a single exon. Gene Ontology annotation, cellular component: plasma membrane. Bases 1 to 1209 code for a protein of 402 amino acids. Lineage: Eukaryota; Fungi; Ascomycota; Eurotiomycetes; Onygenales; Arthrodermataceae. Gene Ontology annotation, biological process: plasma membrane lactate transport. The record is from RefSeq and is a predicted model, not a curated record.